Dinoponera quadriceps is the source of this 4277-nucleotide messenger RNA. Its product is annotated as progestin and adipoQ receptor family member 3. The coding region runs from base 2857 to 3894 and encodes 345 amino acids. The record is from RefSeq and is a predicted model, not a curated record. NCBI's taxonomy places the organism in Eukaryota, Metazoa, Arthropoda, Insecta, Hymenoptera, Formicidae. Gene Ontology annotation, cellular component: membrane. Gene Ontology annotation, molecular function: signaling receptor activity. The transcript has 10 exons.
UUAAGUAAUGUCGGAAUUGUGCAAACACUAGAUACAAAUUUCGUCUAAUUGUCUGACCCCCCCCCCUCACUACCACCACCCCCUGACGUGUGUACCUGCAGUUCGUGGGUCCGUAGGGUGUACUGUGUGAUUUACUGGGAGCGAGCGAAUCGCUCGUCGCACGAAUUCGCAAUCAUUUCGGCUGUCAGUUUGGCUUUACGCUGAUGCGGGAAACGUAGUCGUUGGUGUCACUGUUUAUCGAAUAAAUGAUAUAAGAGAGCGAUCAAGUUCUGACUAUUUAAAUUUAUACACCGGACCGCGUUAGAAAUUAGACAAGUGUGUCGGAAGCGCGAGGAGAGACCUCCACGCGGAUUUCUAAAGUCCCCCGGCGCACUCGUCUCGUAUUAGUGCAUGAUUAUACGCUGCUAAGUUUGUACGUCGCGCUCUGCGAGCCGGGAUUUCGCCGACCGGCUUGGUUGCUUGUCGCGACGUUUUACUCGCAUCAAUACUUUUACUAUUGUUUUGCGUGCAGGUGUUUUCUUUAAAACAGCGAUUUUUUUUAUUAUAAUUAUAAUUAUAAUUAUUAUUAUUUAGUUGUCGUAACCAGGUGUUUCCUUUCAUCCACAAUAUAACGCGCGUGCACUUGGCGACAGGCGAUCGUAUUGUCCAUUGCCGGACGGACGAUAGACUUAAAUAGAACCUGUUAUUUAAACAUUGCGAUUUCAAUAUUGUAUUUCUGAUAUAUUGUGGCUGUAAGGGUAAGGCAAUGUGAUUUCACACAUUAUUUCUUAAAAUGAACUUAGCUAUAUACAAAAUGAACAAAAUGUGUUGUUAAAUUGCGAAGUGUCAUUCAGCGGUAUAGUUCGUUUAAGAUUAUAUGAAACUACAUAACUUGCACUGUUUGAUGGUGCUAGCAGUGUUUUGGCUUCUAAUCAUAGAUAAAUAAAAUCUAAUACGUCAUAAAAUAUGAUUACUUAAUUAGUACGUAAGAAGAAAAAAAAAAUAACGAUUUUGUCUUGCGAAUCAUGUAAAGCGCGUUAGUGCGAAGUCUCGAUGUAAUCGGUGCUUAAACAUGGCAAGUCGAUGGGGCGACUAAGGGAAUCUAGAGAAGACAAAUCGAAUUAGUAUGUAAUGCGGCGGCCCGCUCUGUUUACGCCGACCUUGUCUUACGCAUACGAACGUGUAUUGCUGUAAUUUAAUUACGAGUGAACGCGUCAAAUCUGGUAUUUAAAGGAGUUAGCUCUCGAAAAUUGAUCAUCGUUCACCUCUCUAGUAGAAGAUGACUAUGUGUAAUUAAUUAUUACUACCGCAAUAAUGAACAUUUUUAAUAACUUAUCUUGUGUACAUUUUAGCAUUAGCCCUUUAUAUAAUAAAGUCCACGUGAUAUGAUAAGGUAUAUAUAGGUAAUAUACUUCUUUCCUCGCGUCCGAUCGUGUAGAUCCGAGCGCGAGCGCGAUAAAGGGAUCUAAUAUCGCGAUACAACGGACACGUCUCGCGUUAUGUAGCUCUCGUAUUCCCCACUGUACAAGUGUCCUGUAACGAAAGACUCGCGUGAUAAUUGCUUCGGCGAAUUCCCCAGCGAAUAAUAUUGUAUCGACGUUUUCCGAUCUCCUUUGGAAAUGCCUCGAUUAUUUAUCCGUGCGAAUCUCUGUGAAUUCGAAAUUGAAUUUUAGCCACGUGGUUUAUGCGAGAGUGGCUCAAAAUCGCGACCCAUCUGAGCGGUCGCGUCUCUUCUUUCAACGAUGCUCCUGAAAAUUAUGUUAUUUGCGAUCUCUGAAAUUUUUUGCGCUCCAAUACGAUAGGACACGGAAAACGCUUGUUAAAACUGUAAUUGAAGUUAAAUUGGUUUCAAUAGAGGAAUGAACUCAAAAGUAGUACGCGGAAGAGAACGUUAUAUACGAGAUGACUGAACGACGAUCUGUUAAAGUCAAACAGAAAUGGGUCAUUCGCAAGCAUGGGUCACAGAUUAGAAAGAAACACACACACACACACACACACACACACAGAGAAAAAUGUGUGUCUCAAUAUAUGUCGUCUAUAAAAACAUGAUUUAUGAAAAUAUUGUUUUGAGAACCAAUUGGUAACAAGGCGGAAAAUGCAGAGCGAAGCUUCCGAAAGAGGACCGUGGAGACAAAUAAAACCAAAUCAUCAUCGAGAUACGAAGAAUAAUGUCGAGAAGUAACGCGCGUGUUGCCGGUGGAAAUUGGAUUAUCGCUUCGAAGAAUUAGUAAUUGCCCUGUCCGGUGUCGCGAUAGCGCGAAGGCCGCCCGGCCGAUCCUGAUACACAGAGAACUGUACGGCUACUCGCACUGUCCGAGUGCAGUGAAAGUGCGGCGCGUUUGUGUCCCUCUUCGCAAUCGUAACGCGCGCGGAGCGGAGGAGAGGACGAUCGGUUCCUGGACGCGCACUCCUCACGCAGGACGCGCCUCGGAAGCGACCCUGGCUGACGUCGUCGCCGCCAACGUCGCCAUCGCCGCCGCCGCCGCUGCCACCGCCACCACUGCCGUAACCGCAGCCGUUUCGCGAUCUGCGGCGGGAUCCACCGCCAGUGCUUUGCCCGGCGCGCUCGGUGCGGUCGAUCGGAAUCGCGACCUGAUACGCGGCGGAGAUUCGCUCACGCACAGUACACCGGUGCGCCGAUAGACCGCCGACCACGACGUCGAUGAGUCCCCGUUCCUCCGACUGCCGAUCGCUCCCCGAGUAUCCAGAUAAAAAGCCAACUAGGACAUCACGAAUCUCGGAGCACAUCUGGUUUUGCCCACUCUUGACGCUAGUCCGCAUGUUAGCGGUCUCACAUGUUCCCGAUUUACCUUGGCAAAGUUGACGACCAGAGAUUUCCACGAAGCAGGUGUCGUAUAAAAGGUUCACGCUGCUUCAAUGAUGAAACUACUUGCGGGUGUAGAGGAGGUUAGCGACCACUGUGAAAAAGAGCCCAAUAAUGGCCAAGUGCAUAACAAUAAUAGUCAUGAAAAGCAAUCUGCAACGGAAUUGGCGCAAGAAGCGAGUAAGCCGCUCGUCAACAAGGCAUGUGACGACUCCACGGCCAAGAGGAAAGUUACGCCGGAGGAGGAAGACAAGUUGAGACGAUUGCUCCUUUUCGACGAGGCGCCUGAAUACCUUCGGUUCAAUCCUUACAUACGCAGUGGUUAUCGCGGCUACCUGACCACCAAACUGUGCCUCGAGAGCAUAUUUUGGUGGACAAACGAGACCGUGAAUAUAUGGAGCCACAUUUUCGGCUGGAUGCUCUUCUUCGGUUUGACGCUGUACGACCUCUGUCUGCUGAAUAUCCAUGCGCCGUUCAGCGACAAAUUGAUCGUGUCCCUGCUACUCCUUUGCUUUCAGGUGUGUAUGAUCCUCUCUUCCGUAUACCACACGUUCUCGUGUCGAAGCGAGAAGGAUUAUUGGUGCUUCCUGUCCUUCGACCUGUUCGGCAUCGCUCUAAGUAUGCUGUCGAUCUACAUGUCGGGUGUUUACUACGCCUUCUGGUGUCAUAAGGAGCUGCAGCGAUUCUACCUGGUGACUGUGCUGGCGAUCUUCAUUUUUGCCAUGGUGCUGCAAAUACCCAAAUUGAACAUCAACGGCAACAUCAAACUGGCCGUAUUUGUCGGCUGGGCGAUAUAUGGAGUGCUGCCAACGCUGCAUUGGACCAUAGCGAUGGGUGGCUUUGACAAUCCGAUCGUCAGGAUGCUGAUUCCGAGGGUUAUAGGAAUGUAUAUUAUUAACGCAAUAGCGUUCGCGCUCUACCUGCUCAAAGUACCCGAACGUUUUUGCCCAGGCUGGGUGGACUAUAUCGGCUCGUCGCAUCAGUGGUGGCAUGCGUUGGUCGUGCUAGCCCUUUAUUAUUGGCAUAACACUGGGAUGCUUUAUGUGGAAUAUAGAAUGCAUCAUGGGUGUCCGAGCAGUAUGACAUUAUGACAUACGGAUCCCGACGGCCAACCAGAAUCCGUUCUCGCCAUGCAGUGCUCUUGCAUGAUGAAGGCGAACACUUGGUCGUCAUGGAUUAAUAAAGAACCGCCGUUUUACGGUAUCUUGAAGAACGAGUCCUGCGAGAUAGAAAAUCCAUUGCGAAUGUACGCGCACCGAUAAUCUCGGCAUGUUCGCCUUUAGGAAACAUGUGUCGCAAUUUUGGGAUGGGACGAUAAUCGCUGGAUGAAUAUAAUUCACGAUAUUUUUACGCGUUGCUCUAUUAAUAUUUGUUCAGCAUCACUAUUUAUAUACGUUUGUUUUGCAAGAAAGACUGGUUCCAUUCUAAACCGCACUUUUCCUUCCUCUCGAUUUUUAAUCUUAGCAGGACCAAA